This is a messenger RNA of Sungouiella intermedia, 1767 nucleotides long. The record is from the annotation of a GenBank genome assembly. NCBI's taxonomy places the organism in Eukaryota, Fungi, Ascomycota, Pichiomycetes, Serinales, Metschnikowiaceae.
AUGAAAAACACCGUUCACGUAAUUGACGUGGAAAGUGGUAAUUUGCAAUCGCUUUCGAAUGCGAUUAAAUUCAUUGGAGAGAACGAAAUAGUUUUCAUUCACGAUGCUACUGAGUUUGAGGAACUCGACUCCAAAAUCACCAAAUUGAUCUUCCCUGGCGUUGGUAAUUAUGGCCACUUUGUUAAAGAAUUGACGAACAGGAAAUUAGUUGGUCCGAUUAAAAGAUAUAUCCAAAGUGGCCGAGACAUUAUGGGCAUUUGCGUUGGUCUUCAGGCGUUUUUUGACUCAUCCGAGGAGAGUCCUGGUGUUGAAGCCAUUGGAUACCUUAAUAUGGACUUGUUUAAGUUUGACACGAAUGAUGACUUGUUUCGGAUAAGAGGUCAGAAAAAAGCGGUACCUCACAUCGGCUGGAACAAAGUAAAUGAGAUACACCAAGGAAAAGAGAUUUUGAAGCCUCAAGAAACAUUCUUCAACAUCAAUACGUCCAGUAAGUACUAUUUUGUCCAUUCUUAUGCCGCAAUUUUAAAGAAUGACAAAUCUCAUCAAGCAGUACGGAAUGCACAAGAGAAUGGAUGGGAUUUUGCCUUUGCAAAAUAUGGCUCUGAAACUUUUAUUGCGGCAGUGGCUUACAAAGGAUUAUUUGCUACUCAGUUCCAUCCAGAAAAAUCUGGAAUUGCAGGAUUGAGAGUUAUUAAAGCCUUCUUAAGUGGACAAAAAAGUGACGCUACUUACCCGUCAGUUCAGCAAGCACCCAAUGACGUUGAGAUGAAUAUAAGUGGAUUGUCAAAGAGAAUCAUCGCGUGUUUGGAUGUUCGUACAAAUGAUGAAGGGGACCUCGUUGUGACUAAGGGUGACCAAUAUAAUGUCAGAGAGUCAAAUGAAGGAUCCGAAGGUCAAAUCCGAAACUUGGGAAAGCCAGUGGAGCUUGCCACAAGAUACUAUCUCCAAGGAGCAGAUGAGGUCACAUUCUUGAAUAUUACAUCUUUCAGGAAUUCACCCAUUAAGGACUUGCCUAUGCUUGAAAUUUUAAGAAGAUCCGCAGAAAGAAUAUUUGUCCCUUUAACGGUUGGCGGGGGCAUAAAAGAUUUGGUCGAUCCGGUUUCAGGUGAAGUUUAUCCCGCCGUCAAAGUGGCCGAUCUUUACUUCAGGUCUGGAGCAGACAAAGUCAGCAUAGGGUCGGAGGCUGUCAUAAUCGCUGAGAAUUACUAUAAAAACGGAAAGAAGAAAAGUGGUUUGUCAGCAAUUGAAACGAUUUCGGCAUGUUUCGGAAAUCAGGCAGUGGUCAUUUCUGUAGACCCGAAGAGAAAAUAUGUCACAUCGCCCUCAGAUACUCCUAUGGCAACAAUCAAGAUUAUGGAUCCAGCCAAGUAUGGGCCAAAUGGUGAGGAAUAUUGUUACUAUCAAGUAACUUCUCAAGGCGGUAGAAAAACCCACGAACUUGGUGCACUUGAGCUAUGUAUUGCUUGUGAAGACUUAGGGGCUGGCGAAAUAUUAUUGAACUCUAUCGAUAACGAUGGUUCAAAUAAUGGUUUUAACUUGGAAUUGUUGAGACAAAUCAAGGAGAAUGUUUCUAUCCCUGUGAUAGCAAGCUCAGGGGCUGGUACCCCAGAACAUUUUGAAGAAGUUUUCAGAAUGGACUGUGGAAUUGAUGCUGCUCUUGGAGCUGGAAUGUUUCACAGAGGCGAUUAUGAAGUUAACACCGUAAAGAAGUACUUACAAGAGCAUGGUAAGAUGGAUGUUAGAUUAGACAUGGACUUAAAACUUUGA